This is a messenger RNA of Harpegnathos saltator (Jerdon's jumping ant), 368 nucleotides long. It is a transcript of the gene UQCR-6.4, whose product is annotated as Ubiquinol-cytochrome c reductase 6.4 kDa subunit. The record is from RefSeq and is a predicted model, not a curated record. Gene Ontology annotation, cellular component: mitochondrial inner membrane. NCBI's taxonomy places the organism in Eukaryota, Metazoa, Arthropoda, Insecta, Hymenoptera, Formicidae. Gene Ontology annotation, biological process: mitochondrial electron transport, ubiquinol to cytochrome c. The transcript has 2 exons. The coding region runs from base 146 to 307 and encodes 53 amino acids.
AAAAAAUAGCGUUCAGCAGAAUAUUCCAACAGCUGGCAGCACAGCGCAAAGCGCUUACUAUUCUACUUUCUCUGUUGAAUGUAACCUAUGAUCUUCGUUGCAAGGGUAUAAAGAUAUUACUCGCAUUGAAUAGUAUUGGAAAAAAAUGCGUUUCACUAAAAGGAAUUUUGAAUUGGCUAAAAAUUGGUUGCCUACUGCAAUGACUUAUGGAACUGGGGCAACACUGACGAUGUUAUACUUUACAGAUUGGAAAUUGGUAUUGCAAUAUGUUCCUUUCUAUGGUAGCAAGUUUGAGGAGCAAUCAUAAUAUGUAGAGCCAGUAUCCAAAAGAUGAUUAUGUAAUAAUUCUAUUAAAGAAUUCAAAUGUA